Molecule: messenger RNA, 2169 nt
Organism: Lodderomyces pseudojiufengensis
Lineage: Eukaryota; Fungi; Ascomycota; Pichiomycetes; Serinales; Debaryomycetaceae
Product: C2H2-type zinc finger protein
Exons: 1
Coding region: 1-2169 (722 amino acids)
Biological process (GO): regulation of transcription by RNA polymerase II
Cellular component (GO): chromatin
Molecular function (GO): RNA polymerase II cis-regulatory region sequence-specific DNA binding; DNA-binding transcription factor activity, RNA polymerase II-specific
Source: RefSeq, a predicted model, not a curated record
AUGCAUACAGUGGAGCAAAAACUGCAACUGCAGGGACCACAAACUCAUCCUUUUUCAAUACUAAACCCACAACAAUCAUCAGAACAAUUACAACAACAUUCACUACAUACUUCACCUCAACAUCAACAAAUACAGAAUCAUAAUCAUCAUCAACAACAACAAUUACCAUCGUUAUCAAAUAUUACAUCUAUCAUGAAUCAUAAUACCCCUAAUCAAAUACCUUCGCAUAAUCAUUUACAACAUUAUACUAAUACACAUUCCCAACCUAAUCCUCCACCAUCUGCUCCUCCUACUCAAACCUUUACACAUAAUAGUCAUGGACCAGUUCCACCACCUAUAAAUACUCAUCAUUAUUCAUUACCUUCUUUGAGAGUUCCACCACCACCUCCUCCACCAUUAACAAGUUCAUCUACUUCCUCAUUACCUCAUUUAACUCCAUCAUUAACAAAUCAAUCUAAUCAUGCUUCAUUACCACAAUUAACUCCAACAAUAACAAAUGCAACUCAUUCAACAAUUUCAACUAUAUCAUCUUCAUCAUCAACUGAAUCAGCUGCUUCAUCAUCAUCAAAUAAUACAAAUGGUAGUAAACCUAAAUCAACAUCUUCAACAAAAAGAUCAAAUAAAGGUAGAGUAUUUCAAUGUACUGGAUAUCCAGGUUGUAAUAUGUCAUUUACAAGAUCAGAACAUUUGGCAAGACAUAAAAGAAAACAUACAGGAGAAAGACCUUUUACAUGUCCUUAUUGUUCAAAAAAUUUUAGUAGAUUAGAUAAUUUAAGACAACAUAAACAAACUGUUCAUGCUUAUGAAACUUAUUUAACAAAAGAUAAUCAUGAUAGUAAAUUAUUAGUUGAAAGACUGAAACAAAAGAAAAAAUUAAAACAACAACAAAAGAAAAGUAAUUUAGCAAUGGCUAUGCAUAAUCAACAACAACAACAACAACAGCAGCAGCAACAACAGCAUCAAGCUCAACAAGCUCAACAGCAACAACAAAUCUCACAACAAGUUCAACAUCAUCAUCAAAAUCACCUACAACAAUAUCCUUCACAAAUGAGUAUACAUGCACAUAAUGAUUCAAGACAUCAACCAAAUAUUUUCAAACAACAAUCAAAUUUACACAAUCCUCAUACUGUUUCAAUUCCACAAUAUCAAAGUCAAUAUUAUCAACAACAUCAACCACCACAUUCUGCUACUCAACAAGAAUUUCAACAUAAUCAAUUACAUAAUCACAGUCAAUCGCAACGUCAACUUCAACAGCAACAUAAUCAACAUCAAGCUCAACCUACUGGAUAUCAUAAACCAUUACCUCCCUUGCCUGAUCAAAUGGAUCAUAAUCAACAAAAUCAUCAACAAGUUCUUCAGCAGAAUCAAAAUCAACAGCAACAAACUUCACCACAAAAACCAAACAAUUCACCUAAACAACAACAAAAUGAACUAAAAAUCCCAUCUCAACAAUUUAAACCAAAAAGAAGACCAGAACCAUUAAGUUUACAAAAUUCAACAUUUAUAGAAUCAGAUUCAUUAAAUUCUGCAAAUUCAUCAUCAACAGCAACAAAAGAAUCAUUUUCAAAUUUUAGUCAACAAUCUAUACCAAAUUCAUCAAGUUUUAAUACAAGCUUUAAUUCAACAUCUACUACCACAAAUGCUAACGCACAUACUAAUUUAUUUAUAAAUAAUUCCAAUUAUUAUCCACCACCUCCAAAAUCAGCAUCUUCAUUAGCUUCAAUGACUCCAAAUUUAGCAAGUCCUUUAUCACCAAUGUUUCAAUCAUCAAGUUCAAAUAGUUAUUUGAAUGGUUCUGGUGGCAAUUCAGGUCAAAAAUAUUUUGGAUCUACUAAUAAUAAUGGAGCUGGUAAUUUAAAUCGUCAUUCUUCAAGUUCUUCAACAAUGACAAUUUCUUCAUCAUUAAAUAAAACUAUUAAUAAUAACACCUUCAAUAAUAGUGGUGGUGAAAAUAAACUGCAAUUUUUUGAUAAUGUUGGAGAUAGAGAUAAAAUUUUGACGAAUAAAGAAGAUGGAAUAAAUAAUGGAAUUAAUAAUUCUAAUAGUACUGGAUCAAGUAAUGGUAAUAAUAAUGGAAUGAAACAAAAAUUACCUUCUAUUUCUCAAUUAUUAAAAACUAAUUUUCAAGUUGGUAAUUUAAAUUCUUUUGAUCAAUCAAAAAAGGAAUAG